Pyrus x bretschneideri (Chinese white pear) is the source of this 1868-nucleotide messenger RNA. RefSeq lists its product as uncharacterized. The record is from RefSeq and is a predicted model, not a curated record. NCBI's taxonomy places the organism in Eukaryota, Viridiplantae, Streptophyta, Magnoliopsida, Rosales, Rosaceae. Bases 413 to 1762 code for a protein of 449 amino acids. The transcript has 9 exons.
CACUUUGUCCAAGUUUGGACGCUCACCUCUCAUCCCUCAAAUCUCAAACCCUCCUCACCCUCCUCGAACUCACUCUCUCUCUCAACCUCACCCUCCAAGAAUUUUUUAACUCACUUCUGUUCUCCAAGGAGCAACAUCGCAGCUCCUCCACUUCUGAUGUUAGUUCUGUUCUCCAAGCUGUUAGUUCUGUUCCUCCACCUCUCAUCCCUCACUUCCUCCCACAUCGCUGAUUUCUUUUUCGAUCUCACUGUUCAUCGGUUCUCCCCCAAAUCAGGUGCAAGAUUUACACUCAAUAACCCCUAAUUACUUCUUGGAAGUAAGUGGUGGAGUGAUUCAACCUCUAUCGUACCAACAGGCUAGAAAUUUUCGUUUCCCUUGUGGCCUUGUAUAUGUGACAGAACCAGGUGUAUAGAUGUCGCAGUUGAUCACUCGUCGUCGGAGUGUGACCAAUGCACCUCCUGCAUUAUCAGCAUCUAUGGCUCCAGCCGUGAGUGCUCCAUUGAUUAGCGAGCCUACACCCUUUGCUGAGGCCACUCCUACGGCGUCCCAGGUGCCCGUAUCAUCGACAUCAUCAGUGUCAGUUGAGCACCUCAGUGCACGGCGGCCUCAUCGGCGGCGCCGUGAGCCGGAACCUUCUGAUCACACUUCUUCGGAAUCCAGAGUCGAGUGUGAGGCCUCCCAUCCAGCUAAAAAAAACACCAGAGGGCCUAGUCGAAUGCUGAAGCAGUCACAGAGCGCACGACAGGCCGCCUCCAAGAUCAAGAUUGUGUAUGAUGCGCAACAUCGUGGAGCAGCUACCUCACAGCAACAUAGCUUCAUUGCUAGUAGCUGUGGUGUUGUUAUUCGAGACUAUUGUCCUUUUCAGUGGGAGUGUUGGGCAGAAAUUCCCGAGGAGACGAAGAGAAUGGUGCGACACGAGUUGUCGGUCAUUUAUGAUCUUGAGGACAUAUCCCUUGAGGUCAUGAACUACUUAGAGGAGACCUUAGCAAAUCGGUACAAAAAUUGGAAGAGCACUUUUCACACGUUUUUUAAGCGAUGGGAUGAUCCAGAGAUUGCUCGCCUACAUGUUCCAAGCGAGUUAAAGGACCGACCAGAUGAUUGGGAGUGGCUCUGCAAACAUUUUACGGACCCAAAAUUUGUGAAGAAAUCUGUUGCUGGCCAAAAAGCUCGUGAGUCAAAGACACUUCUCCACCAUUCCGGUUCGAAGCCCUUUUCGUAUAGGCUUCAGACACGACGUCAGGAGGGUUCUAAGUUCCCAGCAAUCGACAUGUUUAAGGACGUUUACGUUCGACCUGGUCAGGAGAUUACUGAGCAGUUUCAUGCUACUAUGGUGGAAAAGAGCACUUCUGUUCUUCAAGAAGCAACAUCGCAGCUUCCCCCGGAGACCCCGAUCGAGGACGUCACGAUACCUGAGGAUGUAGGUUUUCAGAUCAUGACUGAUGUCCUGGAUCAGAACUUAGGUCGUCGUCGUGGCAAGGUUGUUCGGUGUAUGGGGAAAGCACAAAUUCGUGAAACGGGUGCCUCUUCUUCCAGAUCAAACGCAGAGGUAGAUGCAUUGAAGGAGGAAGUGACAACCCUAAAGGCCCAGGGCGAGCAGAUGAAGGAGCAGCUGAGGGUCCAGGGCGAGGAGAUGAGGUCAUAUGCCGGGGCGUGGAGAGACCUUGUACAAGCCAUACAGAUGUCCGGCCUUCAAAUCUCACUACCAGCACUUCAUCUUGGUCGACCUUCGACCUCAGAGCCACCUCGCCCUGCUGAUACCUAGUAGCUUGAUGUAUUAAACCUAGUUCACUUUUAGUUUUUUCUUUUUUGUUUGGAUCUUGUAUGUACAUUUUCAUAUAUUUAAUAAUUAAAUACUUUUGCUUGGUUAA